Messenger RNA from Linum trigynum, 3120 nucleotides. NCBI's taxonomy places the organism in Eukaryota, Viridiplantae, Streptophyta, Magnoliopsida, Malpighiales, Linaceae. The record is from the annotation of a GenBank genome assembly.
ACGUUUAUAUUAUUCAUUUAUUGUUAAUUAUAAUGUAUAAAAUAUUAAAAGUGCAUGAGGGUAUAUGGGUAAAAUGUCAUCAAGGAUUUAUGCCAUAUUCUAAAUCCCACAUCAACAUGUGGGAUUUAUAAGUCCGUGGGGUCCACGGAUUUGGACCCUUAAAAUCCGUGGGCCCCACGGAUUUGGUUUCAAAAAAGGUACAAGCAAACAACUCCAAAUCCGUGGGCCCCACGGAUUUGGUUUCAAAAAAGGUACAAGCAAACAACGGAUUGUACCUAAAUCCUUGAUAGUUGGUUUUUUGGUGUAGAGAAUCCUUGAAGCAAGCGAAACCCUAAAAAAUAAAGAAAAUUGAGGUGUAGAAAAAACGGGGUAAACAAAGAACGGAUUCAACAUUUGCCACAGCAUAAACCCAAAACCCUUGGGAGUGGCCAGUGACUACCAAAAAGCUCUCCGCAACUGCAACUGCAACUGCUGGGAUGGCUUCUCUUAACAGCAAUAAGGAAUGAUGCUAUUCGAUGAAUGUCUAGAUUCUAAUCCAGAGCUAGAAGACAUACCGUAAGUGCCCAGGUGAAAUAGAAUGUUGAAGGCGUUUCAAUUGGUAUCUACCUUUUCUGCUCGCAAUUUGUGGUUACUUUCUGUUUCUCUGGUGUCGCCCUUGCUAUUCCGUCAAGCCCUCCAUGAUUCGUUGGGGCAGAAUUAGAAAGUUGUCAGAUCCCAGAUGGGGCUUAAAGAAUUUCGGUGAUAGCCAAUGGUGCCAAUCGCAGCCAGUGGCUUGCUUAUGCUCCGUUAUAAGUGGUCCUAGGUUAUAUGGAAGGAGACAAAUGGUUUCUUGGGAUAAUCCUGGUGCUUCUGUUGGGGCUUCGGUGACUUAUGGCCAAAUUUCUGGAGCCAAUAGACGAGAAGCUCGGAGAAAAGGGCAAGCUGCAUUGUUGGAGUACUUGCACUCAACAAGGAGUUUACAGUUUAUGUAUGCAGAUGAUAUAAGUAGAAAUUCGCCUCAUUUUCUGGAGAAAAUACUGGCGAAGAUUGAUUAUUCUGAGAAAGAUAUUGGCAGGUCUAUAACACGUUUUCUGAGGUAUCACCCCAUCAAUGAAUUUGAACCUUUCUUUGAGAGUUUGGGUUUAGAGCCGAAUGUAUACAGUUGUAUUCUUCCUGAAGAUAUGAUGUUUCUGAGUGAUGAUGGUUUGCUCAUGGAGAACUACCACGUCUUGUGUGAGUAUGUGAUACCAAGAAAUAAGAUGGGGAAGAUUCUCAUUGAGGUACCUGAAGUUUUUCGGUAUGAGCAUGGGGUGUUGGCCUCAAAAUUCAAAGCCUGUGAAGGAGCAGGGAUUAACAGGUCUUUCAUAGCUAAGGUGAUAGUUUCCAGCCCUCAAUUUUUGACGGGGAAUGCUAUUGUUGAUUUUGUUAGUUUGUUGCAAGUGUUGGGAAAAGUGGGUAUUUCAUUAUCUUGGGUUGAAGAGCAUCUGCCCGAGAAGAUGUGUUGUCCUUGGAGCCAGGUUCUGUCACUUAUCAACUUAUUCGUCAAGAUUGGUUAUAGUGAACAACAGUUAUGUUGCUUGAUAAUCCAGCAUCCGGAUAUCUUAUUUGAGGCGGAUAAAACACUAUCAGUUAUCGGGUUCUUAUCCAAAUUUGGCACCCCUAUGAAUCAGGCAUGCUCAGUCUUUUUUGAAUGUCAAGUAAUGGAGGUUGGAAACUUUUUGUCAAAUUUGAGGCAGUGCUUCGUGUUCUUUACUGAGAUCGACAUGGAGCCACUUGAGAUUGGAAAGAUUGUGCAUUCUCAACCUCUAUUGUUGAGUUCAUGUGCAUUGAAGAAAACCAGCACUUUGUUAUCUCGUUUGAAAUGUGGGAAGGUGACGCUUUGUGAGGUUAUCCUGAAUGAUCCCUUUCAAAUAAAGAAUUGGGUGAUUGGAUCAAAGUGUACACCACUGGGUCCAAGUGAUAAACAAAGCUCAAAGUUGUUGAAGAAGAAAUUCUUGUUGGACUUGGGAUUCACAGAUAACUCUGAAAAAAUGGAAAAAGCACUUAAGCUUAUUCGAGGCAAAGGAUCAGAGCUGCAAGAUAGGUUUGACUGUAUUGUGAGAGCGGGGUUGAAUAAACAUGAUGUUUGUGCAAUGAUCAAAUCAUGCCCGCAUAUUCUUAAUCAGUCGAAGGAGGUUAUCAACCUGAAAAUUCAUUUUGUUGCAAAUGAAUUGGGUUAUCCGAUCUCAGUGCUACUUAUGUAUCCAAAGUUUUUGGUCCGCACAGCGCAGGUGAUCAAGCUUAGAUUAUCCAUGUAUGAUUGGCUCAGAGAACAAGGACUAGUUGCUAGAACCCUGUCUUUCAGCACUGUUCUCAAUUCAUCAGAAAAAUUGUUUGUCAGGCAGUAUGUAACAAUUCAUCCCAGAGGGCCAGAGUUCUGGAAGGAGCUGAAGACUAAAAUAUAUUCCAGCUGAAAGCCUAAUUCCAUGGGGUCUGCUUCCAUCUAAGAGGCUAAGAAAAACCAGCUUCGCCCUACUGCAAGAAUUACCAUAAAGCAGAAAAUGACUUGGUCAUGUCAGCAUACGUUCCCAUUGCCUACAUCGAUUUCUGCUUGCAUUAUCCUGUUGAGUUUUGGAUCCUGUGGAAUAGACAUCUAAAACAAAAAGAAAGAUUGAUUCUUUGCUACCUGCCAUCCGCAGCAGAAUAAAUGGUCUAAAAAAACCCUGCUAGUGAAGGUCAUUUGAUUCAAUAGCGUUGCAUUUGACAGGAACGGAUUUGAUAAAUAUUGAUAACUCUCCAAUAGAGUAUCGAGUGGAAACAUCGAUUUUCGCAUCCUAACUUGGCACUGAUUUUCGCUUUACCCUUUACACAGGUUGAUUUCUGGACUAUGGGGAUGAUGGCUUCUGAGUUACUUGUUGAAUCUUCUUACCCAAUGCAUCUUAGCUUAAACAUGCAUGGCUAAGGUCAAGAUCUGAACUGUUACUGGGAACUCCACAGCAAGAUUAGAUACCUCUGCAUUAGAUUUUGUUUGACGACUCUUUUACUCUAAUUACUACUGAUUCUUUGGUUUUGGGGUUGAAUGACUGUCUGUAACUUGCUUGUGAAGGACUCAGUGUUGCCAGCAGCACCUUGGAUGCAACACAAUGAAAACUUUAUUUUGGA